This is a messenger RNA of Phaedon cochleariae (mustard beetle), 1384 nucleotides long. The record is from the annotation of a GenBank genome assembly. Lineage: Eukaryota; Metazoa; Arthropoda; Insecta; Coleoptera; Chrysomelidae.
GAAAACCCAGGGUUAUUACCACAAAGAAUUGGAACAGCCCGUAAUAUCAUUGACUAUUGGACAUUCAUUCGAAUUUUUGAUGUAAGCACCCUGACUAAAGAAUUCGCAUUAUUACAAACAAAUGUAAUAGAGCUUAAUAACAGCAUUUCAUCUGAAAAUCACGGAGAAGCAUAUAAACGAGAAAUGCACAUCUAUCAAAUGAUCUUGGAACACCUUGUUCAAGAAAUUGAGAAAAAACACAAAUACUACCAAAUAAACGAGCAAAACGUGGAAUAUUAAAUAUCUUUGGAAACGUAAUAAAAUCAAUUACUGGAAACCUCGAUGCAGAAGAUGGCCAACAUUAUGAAGAAGCUAUACAAAGACUACAUAGUCAACAAACAAAACAAAAAGUCCUACUAGAAGAACAAAUAUCAUUGACAACCAAGUCGAUAGAAAAAUUCAACUCAACUAUGAAUAAGUUAGCGACUAAUCAACUAGUUUUGAAAUCAAGAAUUCUUCAAAUAGAAGCAGCCGUACGAGAGCAAGACCUCACGAAAACCGGAAUGUAUCUAUUAAUUAACCUUCACACGACCUUCAUACAGUUAAUUGAAGUAUUGGAUACCAUUUUGAGAAUAAUUGAAGAGUUGGAGACCGCUAUAACCUUUGCAAAGAUUGCAGUGCUCCAUCCUUUCAUUAUUGAACCUGAAGACCUUCUUCAAGAGUUGCAGUAUAUUUCCGAAUACUUAGAUGAUGCCAUUCUACCAUACAGCCCAGAUAGAGAACAUAUAAUUAUUUUUGAAAAAAUAAUUAAUAUAAAAGCCUAUCAAACAAACACGAAAAUUGUGUUCAUCCUUGAAGUUCCAAUUGUCGAACCUGAAUAUUAUAACUAUUAUCACCUAUAUUCCUUUCCUGUUCACGCAGAACAAGAUUCAUACCAGAUAAUAAUUCCUGAAACUGAAUUUCUUUAUCUCAAUGAGCAUCACUAUAUAUUCUCCAACGAGCCAUGUCAAGAAGUCAUCCCAGGAGAAGCCAUGUGUGCACUUCCGGAAGCGAAUCCCAUUGACCAAAGGACACCAUGUGAAGUCAACCUCAUCCUCUUCACGAAGAAGUAUGAGAAUUGCAGACCACAGCACAUCAAACUACGAGACAAGAAAAUCCAGAAAAUCAAUUCCAAUCAAUGGCUUGGAAUAUUUCCCAACGAGACAACUGUCAAAUCGAUAUGCCACAAGGAAGACCAGGCCCUAAUUUCUAAACAACGUCAUGAGGUGUUAUGUAUCAAACCACCCUGUAUCCAGAUAGCCGCCACUACGAAGCCCGAUGCAUGGAGAUACAGCCGUCUUCCAUGGAACUUAGCGAAAAUGCAAGAUCGCUAAAUGUUUAUCUCACUGAUUAUAAUAUUGUUUGC